Nymphalis io (European peacock) is the source of this 1678-nucleotide messenger RNA. RefSeq names its product transmembrane protein 50A. NCBI's taxonomy places the organism in Eukaryota, Metazoa, Arthropoda, Insecta, Lepidoptera, Nymphalidae. The transcript is spliced from 4 exons. Gene Ontology annotation, biological process: late endosome to vacuole transport via multivesicular body sorting pathway; protein targeting to vacuole. Bases 98 to 571 code for a protein of 157 amino acids. The record is from RefSeq and is a predicted model, not a curated record.
UGUGACAUUGACGUUUGACAAAAUAUUUGAUUGUUAAAUUUAUUUACAAUCAUUCUAAAGGUUCAUAAAAAGUAUUUUUGCUAAGCAAAUACUCAAGAUGAACUGUUUCGACAACGUAUCUAUGCCGAGCUGUAUUUGGUUCGAAAGCGGAGAAAAGCGGAACAUCCUAGCCUCUAUCUUCUCGGGAUUACUGUUUUUUACUGGCUGGUGGUUUAUUAUUGAUGCAGCAUCAGUAUAUCCAGGAGAUCUGCCAAAUGCUGCUCAUGUGUGUGGGGUGAUGGCCACACUUUCACUACUCAUGGUCAACUCGGUGUCUAAUGCCCAGGUUCGCGGUGAAACAUACACAGGUGGUUGCAUGGGUCCACGCGGGGCUCGACUCUGGCUGUUCCUCGGUUUCGUGGUGGGCUUUGCGUCACUCAUCGCCGCCUGCUGGAUACUUUUUGCAAACUACGUUAAUGCAGGUAGCGGCAAACACACUUGGCCCGGUGUGAGCUUAUUCAUGCAAAAUGCAUUCAUAUUUGCUGGAUCACUAGUGUUUAAAUUCGGUCGCACUGAGGAUGUUUGGGGUUAGACGGAGAUUUAGAAUAUAAAACUAUGUUUUUUUUAAUAAUUUGCAUGAAAUAAUCUCGUUUUUAUCUUAAGAUUUGCGAACAAUAAAACCUCACAGAAUGAUUAAUUAUGUUGACACAUCUUAGUUUAAAUUACGACAGUACUCUUCCUUAAUUCCUUGAUAAUUCGCGUUAUUUUUUUAAUAAUAACAAAAUUCAAAAUUACGUUUUUGUUAACAGUGGUUAAGAAAUUCCGAAUAAAAAUGGCAACACUAAAGCUAAAAUAACGUGCCUCUUCAACAGAUAAAACAGAAACACUUGCUUUAUUAUGAUCCUUAUACAAAGUUGCAGCCAAAUGAUUUAUAAUUUUUGCUUAUUUCAAUUUAAAACAUAUAGACAAAAUCAAAGAUUGAAUGAGGAAGUACAAAAACGUCAAAUAUUAACCUGAAAGAUUGAGUGUACCUUUUAUUACGAGUCCGUCGUCAGUUAUAUUCUCGUUGUAAAAAUGCGAUAACACUAUUUACUUUUCACCAUUUAAAGAAAUAAUAUAGACUUUUUAAUUUACUUUCUUAAAUUUUAUAUUGAGUCGUCUAUUUAAAAAAAAAAAUCCUUAAAAUUAUAGAUAGUAUAAUCUACAUACAAUAACAUCCUUGGAUACAGUUUAAUACGGAAAUAAAAAUUAAUCACAAAAAAUCCAUGACUAAAUUUUGGUAUCGGAAAAAUACGGUCUUGCAUGUUAAGAACUAAGUUCAAAAUAAUCGUAUGGAAAUAUUUUAUUUAGAAAUAAUACAAAUGAAACUGUUAAUUAGGCAAUAUAUUUACAUUUUUAAAAUACAUUGUUUUGUAAUUGAAACAAUUCAAUUGAAUAUUUAUAUUGUAAUGUUAAAGUUCAAAGUGCAUUCACUCAUGUGUAUUUCGUUUGUUUUAGAAUAUAAUUUUAAUUAAAUAUAUUUUUCUACUAAUGCAAUAUUUAUUACUGUAGCAACACCUGCGACUUAAGCCUUCGGUACACAUGUGUCAAUGCUGUCUUUGUGUAUUUUAACAAAAUAAAUAAUACAUUACAUUACUAUUGCUUUGGUAUUCCUUUAUUUUAAUUAAAUAUAAAUAAAGCCUUAUUGAUUUAAAAUUGA